Molecule: messenger RNA, 555 nt
Organism: Mucor mucedo
Lineage: Eukaryota; Fungi; Mucoromycota; Mucoromycetes; Mucorales; Mucoraceae
Product: ER membrane protein SH3
Exons: 5
Coding region: 1-555 (184 amino acids)
Biological process (GO): endoplasmic reticulum to Golgi vesicle-mediated transport
Cellular component (GO): endoplasmic reticulum membrane
Source: RefSeq, a predicted model, not a curated record
AUGCCUAGAGAACACAUGCAAUCGAUGAAAGUGGUGUUAAUCCUCUGUUCAAGUUUUUUCGCUUUCGGUACUUUUUGGUCUGACUGGUCCUUUGAUUAUUACUUUCUUUGGGCCGAUUUAUCUGAACAUCCUAAUGCCAUUGCCAGAGCCACACAAUAUUACAUCAAUCAAGCUGAUGCGCCCGACAUUAUUAAAUAUAUUCCUUUUGCCAAUUUAAUGAUUGCCGCUGUUGGUUUUGCUGCAGGUUUAGCCAACAUGACGGAUGGCAACAUUUUAUUUGACGGAGCUUCUUUAGUGUUGAUGUUGUUUGCUCUUUCAACUUAUGCUACCUCUGUUAAGCCUGCUAUUAAGAACAUUGGCGAGACAAAAGUUGUAUCUGAAUUGGCAUUGAACUUGAAGAAUAUUGCUGCUGCGCAUUGUAUCAUGACUUUAGCGAUUACUGGUAUUAUUGGGUUACAAGUUGCCCAUUAUUAUCUUAACAAGAGAGCUGAUCAAGCCGAACUUGCUGAAGCUGUUGCUGCUUCCAAGAAGGUGGAAACCAAAAAGUCUAAAUAA